Dipodomys ordii (Ord's kangaroo rat) is the source of this 2097-nucleotide messenger RNA. It is a transcript of the gene Gpr107, whose product is annotated as G protein-coupled receptor 107. Gene Ontology annotation, biological process: clathrin-dependent endocytosis. Gene Ontology annotation, cellular component: Golgi apparatus; clathrin-coated vesicle; membrane. Bases 10 to 1560 code for a protein of 516 amino acids. The record is from RefSeq and is a predicted model, not a curated record. Gene Ontology annotation, molecular function: clathrin heavy chain binding. Lineage: Eukaryota; Metazoa; Chordata; Mammalia; Rodentia; Heteromyidae. The transcript has 15 exons.
GGAACAAACAUGGCCGCCCCGGUGCCUCUCGGCCCUUCGGGCUCUCACCGUCCUCGGCUGGCCGCUGGCUUCCGGCUGCUGCCGAUGCUGGGGCUUCUGCAGUUGCUGGCUGAGCCCGGUCUGGGCCGCGUCCAUCACCUGGCACUCAAGGACGAUGUGAGGCAUAAAGUUCAUCUGAACACCUUUGGAUUCUUCAAAGAUGGGUACAUGGUGGUUAAUGUCAGCAGCCUCUCCGUGAAUGAGCCUGAACAAGCCACAGACAAGGAUCCUGAUGGGAUUGGCUUCAGCCUUGACCGGACGAAGAAUGAUGGCUUUUCUUCUUACUUGGAUGAAGAUGCAAACUACUGUAUUUUAAGGAAACAAUCUGCCUCUGUCGCCCUUCUAAUCCUAGACAUCUCCAGAAGUGAAGUAAAAGUCAAAUCUCCACCAGAAGCUGGAACUCAGUUUCCAAAGAUUAUCCUCACCAAUGACAAGAAAGUCCAGGAGGCUAAGUUCAACAAAGGCGACCAAACUCAGAAUGUACUAGUCCCCAUGUGGUGUCCACUGCUUGUCCUCACUGUCCUGACCUCUAGUGGAGUGGCUGAGGGAGCCAUUCCGCCACAGUGGAAGGUGACUUUGUGUUGGUUUCAGAUUAAGAUCACGGAGAAGAACCCUGACAGCUACCUCUCUGCUGGGGAGGCCCCCCUCCCCAGGCUAUACAUCUCCGUGGCCUUUUUCUUCUUCCUUUCUGGGAUCAUCUGGAUUCACAUUCUUCGGAAACAAAGGAAUGAUGUAUUUAAAAUCCACUGGUUGAUGGCGGCCCUUCCGUUCACUAAGUCUCUCUCUCUGGUGUUCCAUGCAAUCGACUACCACUACAUCUCCUCGCAGGGCUUUCCCAUCGAGGGCUGGGCCGUUGUGUACUACAUAACACACCUCUUGAAAGGGGCCCUGCUGUUCAUCACCAUCGCGCUCAUCGGCACGGGCUGGGCUUUCAUUAAGCACAUCCUGUCAGAUAAGGACAAGAAGAUCUUCAUGAUUGUCAUCCCACUCCAGGUCCUGGCGAACGUGGCCUACAUCAUCAUCGAGUCCACCGAGGAGGGCACGACGGAAUACAGCUUGUGGAAGGACUCUCUGUUCCUGGUGGACCUGCUGUGCUGUGGGGCCAUCCUCUUCCCUGUGGUGUGGUCCAUCAGACAUUUACAAGAAGCCUCGGCCACAGAUGGAAAAGCUGCUAUUAACUUAGCGAAGCUGAAACUUUUCAGACAUUACUACGUCUUGAUCGUGUGUUAUAUAUACUUUACCAGGAUCAUCGCGUUCCUCCUCAAGUUUGCUGUUCCGUUCCAGUGGAAGUGGCUCUAUCAGCUCCUGGAUGAAACAGCCACACUGGUGUUCUUUGUCCUGACGGGGUGUAAAUUCCGUCCAGCUUCUGAUAACCCUUACCUGCAGCUGUCUCAGGAGGAAGAUGACCUGGAAAUGGAAUCCGUAGUGACUUCGUCAGGAGUGAUGGAGAAUAUGAAGAAGGUCAAGAAGGUGACCAACGGCAGUGUGGAGGCCCCAGGGGACUGGGAAGGCACCGCCUGACAGCUGGCCCCCAAGCGCUGUCAGAGUAAACUUCUAAUCCUCCUUAGUCCUAUUGGUGAGCAAGAGCAGGUCCCAGCCGUGAACUCUGGGCCCCUCCGGAUGGUGACCGCGGAGCUGUGACCAGAAGCAGCGCCGGGACACCUCCUCAGGCUCGUUUGGGAAAACAUCUGCGGCUGGUCACAGACAGCCAGGUCUGUCCUCCGGGGGGAGGACGAGGAAGAGGGUGCUUGUCUUUAGUUGACCUUUCUCCAUUGGCAGUCUGACUCAGGCCUGGUGGCCAAGGGCAGCACAGAGACCUGGGGUGGGGAGCGGUGGCAUGUCUGCCCGGCGCACGGCGUCACGCGGGGGACAUCAGCUGUCCAGGAGGACCCCAUGUCCUUGAAUUGGGGAGGGGGGACAAAAAUGCCAUUCUUGUAGAAAGCAAGGUGAGUGCCCAGUGCAGCCAGUAGCGUUUGCCCGUUUCCCGACCUUCCGUUGCCCCAGACCUUGUUCCAGGUUGUGACAGUGACAGGGAGCUGGCCGCGGGCCUGGCCUGCU